CAAGAAGCAGAUACUCUAGACUUCUGAUUACCCACAUACAUGUUGACCUCAUAGAAAGCGUGACCUAAAUUGAGUGUGGUAAACAGUGUGAGUAACAGAAAUUUUGAUGAUGUUAGCAGUUCAACACUCUAUAUACUGAGAGACUGAAAGUAGUAGCAUUGUCAGCAUUGCAGAAACAAAACACGGUCCAAGUGUUCUUGUCGGACAUUUUCUCUUGGUAAGUUUAUAGAUUACUUUUUUUUAAAUAUAAAUGUAUAUUUUACAAUUAAAUACACAUUGCCUAAAAUGGACAUAAACAUGAAACUACAUAGCUGUAAUGUAUGGAAUUAGAACAAAAGACUGAUGCAAAUUAUAUAAUUAACAAUUAAUAUAUCAUUAACAAUUAUUAUAUAUUUAACAAUACAUUCAGCAAUAAUUGGUUUAUUACAAUUUCUUUUCCAUAAACAUUGAUCCUUUGCAAGUAUGCAAGUAUUUGUUUUCUUUAUUAGCCAGAAGAACUUGAACCUGAAACACGAUGGCAGCAAUUGUUACUGGUCUGAUCCCCAUCCUCCGCACUGCAGUGGACGCCACCACCACCUACAAAGGUCGCACCGUGUGGUUUGGCUUUCUCUGUAUUCGCCUCAUGACACUUUUUGUUGCUGAAAUGCCUUGGUUUAAACUGGACUCGGACUUCAGCUGCAACGUUACCAAAGACAGCGUGUGCACUAAAGCCUGCUUCAACCAACAUUUUGACAAGCCUGUGGUAAUGGCUUGGAACUAUAUUUUUGUCCUCCUCAUCCUGUCCGUCCUGCUCAUGGAGCUCUUCACUGCUCACGUACACUCAGUUUUCCAGAAGAGGAGCUCUAAAGAGAAGAAUGGAGUGGAACUUGAAUCUCUGGGCGAGCUGAAAAGUGCAAGUGACCCCGGCAAUAACACAAGUGGGGCAAUGAUUUUAGACAUGCACGGAAGCAGGAACGCUGUGCUCUUCUACCUGUUCAGUGUUAUGCUACGGAUUUUGGUGGAGUUUUGGUUUGUGUAUGUUCUGCUUUAUUGGAAUUUGCCUAAACUAAACAAAAAGGUGAUCAACUGUAAGAGUAUUGUCAAAGGAUGUCCAGAACAGGAGUGUUUGGUAAGGUCUACGGCAGAGAAAUGUAUGUCUAUCUAUGCUCUGGUGUCCAUUUCUAUUCUGGUCAUUAUCAGCAGUUGUGUAUUCUGUGUCUACUUCAUUGGCCACUACCUCUGUAACUGUUGUUCCAAAGGACCCCACAAUGUGGAAAGUCAUGGUUGUCAAAGUAGGUUUUAGUAAGUUUAGAACAAGUAUGUUCUUCCAUUCAUGUCUUUCUUUUUGUCUUUGCUAAACAUUUUCAAUCAAGUGUAACUUUUGUGUCAAAUCGUUUGAAUAGUGUUGCUGAAUUUUGCUGUCUUUUACUGAAGUGUGAAAUGUGUGGCA
This is a messenger RNA of Ictalurus punctatus (channel catfish), 1429 nucleotides long. Its product is annotated as gap junction beta-3 protein. Bases 515 to 1282 code for a protein of 255 amino acids. The record is from RefSeq and is a predicted model, not a curated record. The transcript has 2 exons. NCBI's taxonomy places the organism in Eukaryota, Metazoa, Chordata, Actinopteri, Siluriformes, Ictaluridae. Gene Ontology annotation, cellular component: connexin complex. Gene Ontology annotation, biological process: cell communication.